Messenger RNA from Alligator mississippiensis (American alligator), 1674 nucleotides. It is a transcript of the gene CHRND, whose product is annotated as cholinergic receptor nicotinic delta subunit. The record is from RefSeq and is a predicted model, not a curated record. Gene Ontology annotation, biological process: signal transduction; chemical synaptic transmission; nervous system process. Bases 1 to 1566 code for a protein of 521 amino acids. The transcript is spliced from 12 exons. NCBI's taxonomy places the organism in Eukaryota, Metazoa, Chordata, Crocodylia, Alligatoridae. Gene Ontology annotation, cellular component: synapse; postsynaptic membrane; neuron projection. Gene Ontology annotation, molecular function: transmembrane signaling receptor activity; acetylcholine-gated monoatomic cation-selective channel activity.
AUGGAGGGUCCAGCUCUGCGGCUCGCCUUGCUCUGGGCCAUCACCCUGGCGGGAGGCUUGUGCGUGAACCAGGAGGAGCGGCUCAUCAACUACCUCUUCAACGAGAAGAGCUACAACAAGGACCUGCGCCCCGUCGCCUCCACAGACCAGGCCGUCGACCUCUACAUUGCCCUGACGCUCUCCAACCUUGUCUCGCUGAAAGAAGCCGACGAGACCCUUGCCACCAAUGUCUGGAUUGAGCACAGCUGGGUGGAUCUUCGGUUGCAGUGGAACGAGUCGGAGUUUGGCGGCAUCCAGAUCCUCCGGCUCCCCCCGGACAUGCUGUGGCUGCCCGAGAUCUUCUUGGAGAACAACAAUGACGGCACCUUCCAGAUCGCGUACUACUGCAACGUGCUGGUCUACAACACGGGCGACAUGUACUGGCUGCCGCCUGCCAUCUUCCACAGCGCCUGCCCCAUCAACGUCAAGUUCUUCCCCUACGACUGGCAGAACUGCAGCCUGAAGUUCAGAUCCCUCAUGUACAACGCCAAGGAGAUCAACAUGCACCUGCGGCAAGAGUUCGAUAAAACCACCAAUAAAUCCUUCCGCACGGAGUGGGUCGAGAUCGACCUCGCGGCCUUCACUGAGAACGGGGAGUGGGAGAUCAUCCACAAGCCAGCCCGCAAGAACAUCGACCCGAACUUCACGCCCGACAGCAACGCCUACCAGGACAUCACCUUCUACCUCAUCAUCAAGCGCAAGCCGCUCUUCUACAUCAUCAACAUCGUCAUGCCCUGUGUCCUCAUCGCCUUCCUGGCCAUCCUCGUCUUCUACCUACCGGCCGACAGUGGGGAGAAGAUGACCCUGGUUAUCUCCGUCCUGCUUGCCCAGUCCGUCUUCCUGCUGCUGAUCUCCCAGCGCCUGCCUGCCACCUCCCUGGCUGUCCCCCUCAUCGGCAAGUACCUGCUUUUCAUCAUGCUGCUGGUGACCGCGGUGGUGGUGACCUGUGUGGUGGUGCUGAACAUCCACUUCCGGACGCCCAGCACCCACAUCAUGUCUGCCUGGACCAAGGAGGUCUUCCUGGAGACCCUGCCCCGCCUGCUGCACAUGUCCCGGCCAGCCGAGAGCGAGCCUGACCCGCGCCAGGGGCUGCUGAUCCGCCGCAGCAGCUCAGUGGGCUACAUCGUCAAGGCGGAGGAGUACUUCAGCGUCAAGGCACGCAGCGAGCUCAUGUUUGAGAAGCAGUCAGAGCGGCACGGGCUGGCCAGCCGUGCCACCCCCGCACGACCGACCCCCUUGAGCAUGGGUGACACACAGGAGCAGCUGUAUGGCGAGGUGCAGCCGGCGAUCGAUGGGGCCAACUUCAUCGUUGAGUACACGAGGGAGAAGAACGCCUAUAAUGAGGAGAAGGACAACUGGAACCGUGUGGCCCGGACGGUUGACCGGCUCUGCCUGUUUGUGGUGACCCCGGUGAUGGUCCUGGGGACCCUGUGGAUCUUCCUGAUGGGCAUCUACAACCACCCGCCACCGCUGCCCUUCGCCGGGGACCCCUUCGACUACCGCACGGAGAACCGCCGCUACAUCUAGGGGCUGCUGAGACACUGCCACCCAGCCCAGGGCAGCAGGGCCCUGCCCACCCUCUCUUUCUGAGUUAUUUCUGCUUUUCUUACCUUGUCCCAGAUGAUAAAAUAAAGC